AUGAUAUUGCAUAGUACUGGGAGAUCAGAAGAUGGUGUGAUGCGUCAUCCCGUUGAUGGAGAGUCUUGGAAAAAAUUUGAUGUAGAUUACCCUGACUUCUCGAGUGAACCUCGCAACGUACGUCUAGGGCUGGCAGCUGAUGGCUUUAAUCCAUUUGGUAACAUGUGCAAUUUGCAUAGUACGUGGCCGGAUGUACUCACCACAUACAAUCUGCCACCAUGGCUUUGUAUGAAAGAGUCAUCAUUCAUGUUGGCCUUGUUGAUUCCCGGCCCUAAAGCGCCUGGAAAGGACAUAGAUGUUUUCCUUAGGCCGUUAGUGGAAGUGCUUAAGUUUUUGUGGCAAUUAGACGUACGUAUUAAAGACGCAGCGACAAACACAUUCUUCACGAUGAAAACUAUGUUGUUAUGGACAAUAAACGAGUUUCCAGCUCGUAGUAGUUUAUCGGGUUGGAGCGGACAAGGGUAUAGGGCAUGCCCGACUUGCAAUGAAGACACUCUCUCGUACCGUGCAACAAAUAAAGUCGUUUAUAUCAUACAUCAUCUGUUCUUAGAUGUUGAUGAUCCAUUAAGGAUGAGUUUGAAAUUUAAUGGGCAACCCAAGACAAGACCCGCUCCGAGACACUUUACUAAUAAAGACAUACAAGAGCAACUAGGUCGUCUAAUACUUCGUAAACCGGGUAAACAUCCUAACACUCUCAAGCUGAAGCACAACAUAGAUUUGAUGUCUGUCGAGAAAAAUGUGGGUGAUAGUCUUUUGGGUACUUCUAUGAUGAAUGAUAAGAGUAAAGACACAUCAAAUGCACAUGAGGACUUGAGAAAUCUGAAUAUCCGGCGUAACAAGUUCACUAGACCACAUGCAAGGUACUCAUUCAAGAAACUUGACCGCAAAAUCUUUAGUCAUUUUAUAAGAGAUGUUAAAUUGCCUGAUGGGUUUGGAUCUUACAUCAGUAAGAAAGUGGUAGAUAAUGAUACUAACAUUAUUGGGUUGAAAUCUCAUGACUAUCACAUUCUUAUGCAACAUUUGAUACUGAUUGGAGUUAGAGUGUUAUUGGACAAAGAAACUUCUACACCAAUUGUAGAUCUUUGUACGUUUUUCAAGCAAAUUUGCUCCAGAACACUAAAGGUGGGGGAUAUGAGGAAAGAAAAAGAAGACAUUAGUAGAAUAUUGUGCAAGUUAGAGUUGAUUUAUCCUUCAACGUUUUUCGACAUUAUGAUUCAUUUAGGUUUGCAUUUACCUGAUGAAGCGAUUGUCGGAGGCCCAGUAUGUAUGAGAUGGAUGUAUCCGUUCGAAAAGUAUAUGAAAAAACUAAAAAACUAUGUCAGAAAUAAGGCGAGGCCGGAAGGUUGUAUAGCUGAAGGUUAUGUUGCUGAAGAAGCAUUGUCAUUUUGUUCGAUGUACCUUCGAGAUGUCAAUCGCCUUAAAAGAAACGAAGAUGUUGUCAUUGAAAAAACAAAGUUUUGGAUGUUUGAGUCCAAGUGUCGACCGACGAGCGCAACGCAAAUCAAACAUAUUGAUAUAAGGGAGAAACGUAAUAUAGAAUGGUUUAUACUGAAUAGUUGUCAAGAAGUCAGACAAUACAUCGAGUAA
Lactuca sativa (garden lettuce) is the source of this 1587-nucleotide messenger RNA. Lineage: Eukaryota; Viridiplantae; Streptophyta; Magnoliopsida; Asterales; Asteraceae. The record is from RefSeq and is a predicted model, not a curated record.